AUGAACAAACCUUUACGAACCCAACAUCCCCUAUUUCAAAUUGCAAAUAAUGCUCUAGUAGAUCUUCCAGCACCAAUUAAUAUUUCAGCCUGAUGAAACUUCGGGUCAUUAUUAGGAUUAUGUUUAACUAUUCAAAUUUUAACGGGAUUAUUCCUAGCUAUACAUUACACCGCAGAUAUCAACUUAGCGUUCAAUAGAGUAAAUCACAUUUGUCGUGACGUAAACUAUGGUUGAUUACUACGAACUAUUCACGCUAACGGUGCUUCAUUUUUUUUUAUUUGUAUUUACUUACAUGUAGGACGUGGAAUUUACUACGGCUCAUAUUUAUUUACUCCUACAUGAUUAGUGGGAGUCCUAAUCUUAUUUUUAGUUAUAGCAACAGCUUUCAUAGGAUAUGUCCUACCUUGAGGACAAAUAUCUUUCUGAGGAGCAACAGUUAUUACUAAUUUAUUAUCCGCUAUCCCAUACCUAGGAAUUGAUUUAGUACAAUGAGUAUGGGGAGGAUUCGCAGUAGACAAUGCUACUCUAACCCGAUUUUUCACAUUUCACUUCAUCUUACCAUUUAUUGUACUAGCAAUAACAUUAAUUCAUCUUUUAUUUCUCCAUCAAACCGGUUCAAAUAAUCCCAUCGGAUUAAAUUCCAAUAUUGACAAAAUCCCUUUCCACCCCUACUUUUCAUACAAAGAUAUUGUUGGAUUUGUAAUUAUAGUAGCAGCCCUACUACUCUUAACAUUAAUUAACCCAUAUUUAUUAGGAGACCCAGACAACUUUAUCCCAGCUAAUCCUUUAGUUACCCCAGUCCAUAUUCAGCCAGAAUGAUAUUUCCUUUUCGCCUACGCCAUUCUUCGGUCAAUCCCUAAUAAACUAGGAGGAGUUAUUGCUCUAGUAUUAUCAAUUGCUAUUCUAGCUAUUCUUCCAUUUUACCACAUAAGAAAAUUCCGGGGAAUUCAAUUUUACCCAAUCAAUAAAAUUUUAUUUUGAAAUAUAGUGGUUACAGUAAUUUUAUUAACAUGAAUUGGAGCACGACCAGUAGAAGAACCUUACGUUCUAGUAGGACAAAUCCUAACUAUCAUUUAUUUUUUAUAUUAUAUUAUUAACCCAUUAAUUAAUAAAUGAUGAGAUAAUUUAAUUAAUUAG
Bactrocera oleae (olive fruit fly) is the source of this 1137-nucleotide messenger RNA. Lineage: Eukaryota; Metazoa; Arthropoda; Insecta; Diptera; Tephritidae. The record is from the annotation of a RefSeq genome assembly.